Messenger RNA from Eurypyga helias (sunbittern), 1838 nucleotides. Its product is annotated as voltage-dependent L-type calcium channel subunit alpha-1S-like. The record is from RefSeq and is a predicted model, not a curated record. Gene Ontology annotation, cellular component: voltage-gated calcium channel complex; membrane. Gene Ontology annotation, molecular function: high voltage-gated calcium channel activity. Gene Ontology annotation, biological process: calcium ion import across plasma membrane. The annotation marks the transcript as partial. Lineage: Eukaryota; Metazoa; Chordata; Aves; Eurypygiformes; Eurypygidae. The transcript is spliced from 15 exons.
GCAACAAGUACCCGCUGCCCCCAAGUGUUGUGCUCUGCCUGCAGGACUCCGAUGACAACUCCCGUGUUUCCAUCACUUUCUUCCGACUCUUCCGGGUGAUGCGGUUGGUGAAGCUGCUGAGCCGAGGGGAAGGUGUCAGGACCCUCCUGUGGACCUUCAUCAAGUCCUUCCAGGCUCUGCCCUACGUAGCCCUGCUGAUUGUGAUGCUUUUUUUCAUCUAUGCUGUGAUUGGGAUGCAGAUGUUUGGGAAGAUCGCCAUGGUGGAUGGGACCCAGAUCAACCGAAACAACAACUUCCAAACCUUUCCACAAGCUGUGCUGUUGCUCUUCAGAUGUGCAACUGGCGAGGCUUGGCAGGAGAUUCUGCUGGACUGCAGCUAUGGCAAGCUGUGCGACCCUGAGUCAGACUUUGCUGAGGGCGAGGAGUACACCUGUGGCACAGGCUUUGCCUACUUCUAUUUCAUCAGCUUCUACAUGCUCUGCGCCUUCCUGAUCAUUAACCUCUUUGUGGCUGUCAUUAUGGACAACUUUGACUAUCUCACACGUGACUGGUCUAUCCUUGGGCCCCAUCACCUGGAUGAGUUCAAAAGGAUCUGGGCUGAGUAUGACCCUGAGGCCAAGGGCAGAAUCAAACACUUGGAUGUAGUGACUCUGCUGAGACGUAUCCAGCCUCCCCUGGGCUUUGGGAAGUUCUGCCCACACCGUGUAGCUUGUAAGCGUCUAGUGUGCAUGAACAUGCCCCUGAACAGCGAUGGCACUGUCACCUUCAAUGCAACCCUCUUUGCGCUGGUGAGGACAGCCCUCAAGAUCAAAACAGAAGGUAACUUUGAGCAGGCCAAUGAGGAGCUCAGAGCCAUCAUCAAAAAAAUCUGGAAGCGAACGAGUAUGAAGCUUUUGGACCAGGUCAUCCCACCUAUUGGAGAUGAUGAGGUGACUGUGGGCAAAUUCUAUGCUACUUUCCUCAUCCAAGAGCAUUUCAGGAAGUUCAUGAAGCGCCAGGAGGAGUAUUAUGGGUACCGACCCAAGAAGAACCCUGUGGAGAUCCAGGCUGGGCUGAGGAGCAUUGAAGAAGAAGCUGCUCCUGAAAUCCAUCGGGCCAUUUCUGGGGACCUGACUGCUGAGGAGGAGCUGGAAAGGGCAAUGGUGGAGGCUGCCAUGGAGGAAGGGAUAUACAGGAGGACAGGUGGCUUGUUUGGCCAGGUCGACAGCUUCCUGGAGCCCAGCAGCCCCCUGCAGCCCCAUGUGGCCAGCCAAAGGCCCCUGCAGUUCACUGAGGUGGGCAGUGAAGACCUCGAUUCCCCCGUCUUCCUCGAUGACUUCCCUCAGGAAGGCAACACCAACGUCAACAAUGCCAACAGCAGUGACUGGCUGGAGGGGAUGGAGUACAAGGAUGAUAUGCUGAGGAGGACAGUGGCAGCAGCACCCAGGUGUCCAACAUGGGAAUGCAACCACCCCAUACACAUGGAGAGGCUGCAACGAAGGCCAAGCAGGAGGCAAGGGGCCAUCUCUGGGGGUCACCCAGCACUGGGGCUGCACCUUCUCCAGGAGCUGCACAGAGAGGAUGGCACUGUGACAGGAACAGCAUCCAUCUCAGGGUACCAGUGGGACAAAAGCAGUGACCGAAGCACAUCCACUCCAGCCAUCACCUUCCUCGUUCAGGAGGCUCUGACCUCGGGGGGCCUUGCGGCUCUGGCCAGCAACCCAGCCUUUGUAGCAGUGACCAGGGACGAGAUGGUGGCCAGCAGCCAGCUGGAGAUGGAUGAAGUGGAAAGGGCAGCUGUGGAGCUGCUAAAGGGAAGAGAAACACUGCAGAGCACAAACACUGGCUCUGCCCCCUAG